Molecule: messenger RNA, 864 nt
Organism: Cladophialophora carrionii CBS 160.54
Lineage: Eukaryota; Fungi; Ascomycota; Eurotiomycetes; Chaetothyriales; Herpotrichiellaceae
Exons: 1
Coding region: 1-864 (287 amino acids)
Molecular function (GO): protein binding
Source: RefSeq, a predicted model, not a curated record
AUGGCGGGUUCAACAAGCAUCGCUCCUUGGUCGCCGCCAGUUGUGCCACUUGGGACGGAAGUCGUCACGGUUUUCGUGGGACCAGAACAACAGAAGUUCGGCGUCCAUAAAGACCUUAUCUGCGCGUCAUCGAAGUUCUUCAACAGUGCCUUCAACGGAGGUUACCAAGAGACCACUUCGGGAGAAAUCCAACUUCGCGGGUUGGAUGCAAAGCUCUUCGGCUUUUUCUAUCGAUGGCUGUACUCCCCUGUGCGGAGAGUGGGCGAGGUAACCUACCAGCGAGCACAAGACGCUCAACUCCAACCCGAUGAACUACUUCUCCAUAUCUACCGCCUUGCAGGUUACCUUGUUGUGCCCGGCCUCCAACUCCUGGCUAUCGAGCAACUCAAAGACACAUUCUCUUCCUUCGAACCCACGAUCCCCAGCCGUGAGUUUAUUUAUGGCGUGUUUGAAGAUGAUCAACAGAAAUUCAUGCAAUCCUACCUGGUCAAGCACAUUGUCUUCUGGAUUUCGAAAUCGGAAGACAAGGACGCUUGGGUCGAGCUAUUCACAGUGCACCAGAAGAUAGCAAUGGGAAUGGCUGUUGAAUUUGCAACGCUGGAGACUACACACAUCGAUGCCCUCAAAGUCAUCCAUCCUUCGAAAAUUCCAGAUUUCGAGUCCACUCUAUUCCUGGAUCUCCCAGCCCUUCAAGCUGAAGCUCGCGCAAACGAUGUUCUGCCGGUGGAAUUUUCAAGUGGAAAAGUCUUGGGCAAGUCCCUACUGAUCACUGGAAGCAUACACUCACUAAUAUUGGCUAGCCCGAGCGAAGAUCCUCGAUCGUUUCAAACACCUCUUGCACCGACCAGGGUCGCCUGCCAGUGA